Molecule: messenger RNA, 4425 nt
Organism: Peromyscus leucopus (white-footed mouse)
Lineage: Eukaryota; Metazoa; Chordata; Mammalia; Rodentia; Cricetidae
Gene: Shld2
Product: shieldin complex subunit 2
Exons: 9
Coding region: 1459-4194 (911 amino acids)
Biological process (GO): regulation of double-strand break repair via homologous recombination
Cellular component (GO): site of double-strand break; nucleus
Source: RefSeq, a predicted model, not a curated record
UUAGUCAGACUCAAGAUUUCCCUAUUCUUCCCUGCUCCAUUCCACCCCCUCCCUGGCACUGGAGAUAAAAGAGUUGUUCGUGCUAGGCAAGUGUUCUCCACUAAUUUAUAUCCUGAGUUCUUUGAUAUUCUGAACAUGCACAAAGUAGGUUAAUACAAUUAAUUGUCGUGUGUCUCACCAUGUUGCUCAACAAUUCUUAGCAUACAGCUACUCAUGUAAAAGCUGUGCAUGGCCUGCCGGUAACCCUAGUGUUGGUGGAGCAGAGACAGGUGGAGCCUGGGAGCUUACUGGAUAGCGAGUUUAGCCUAAACAGCGAACUUCAGAUUCAGUGAGAAACUCUAUCUCAAAAAAAUAUGAGGGGGGACAGUAGAGGAUACUCCCUGUCUUUCUCUGGCCUCUUCAUGUGCUUCUGUAGACACACAUCACACACACACACACACACACACACACACACACACACACACACACAGUGUAAGAGCUCAGCCAUAGUAACAGGAACCUAGGAAAGAAUAUAGAUCCCAUGGAGUUAUAUUGGUAAAUGUGAAAGAAAUCAGUAAUACGGUUUACCUGAUGUGUGUAAGGGCAGGGGAGGAGAUGCUGGAGAUUUAGAGUGAAGAGAUAUAAGAGUUAUUUCAAGUGGGAUUGUGUAGGCAAGAACAGGAUUGCUAGGACCCACUUUGGGAUUAAUGGCAAUGAAUUUAAAACAAGACCACUGUUCAAAUAAUCACCCCAACCCCCCAGUUUGUAGUCAGAGUAAGGGAUGAUUCUGGCCCAAAAUGCCUCAGGCCCAAAACCUUUUCUGCCUUUUGCCUCCAAACUAUUAUACAAAUCAAUGCUUUUUAGUGGAUUCUAGAAUACAUCUGUUUAAUUAAAGUCAGUUUUGAACAGGUGAUCAGUUGAUAUGAUUCUUUACCAACCAAUAGGAUGUUUACUCAGAUGUGCUUACACCAGGUGCAUAAUUUAUGGGGAAAAAAGCUUAAAUGAUGAGUUUCUUUUUAUGCAUUACAUAGUUAUUGCCAUCAAUUUGAAUUAGUUUGUAUUAUGGAAAAGAUGCUCGGCAGUGAUGAACACUUAUAAACCCAGCAUUUGGUAGGUAGAAGGGAAGGUUAGGAAUUCAAGGGCAUUCUUGGAUGUGUAACAAGUUCAGGACCAGCCUGGACUACAUAAGACCCUGCCCAGCGUGGUGGCGCAUGCCUUUGAUUCUAGCACUCAGGAGCCAGAAGCAGGUUGAGCUCUGUAAGUCCAAGGCCUGCCUGGUCUAUAGAUUGAGUUCCAGGACAGCCAAGGCUACACAGAGAAAUCCUAUCUCAUAAAACAAACAAAAUAUCAAAACACCCCAAUUUGUUCUUUGCCUUUCAGUUUGAGCCUUCUAUUUUGAUUUUGAGAUUGAGUUCAGAGGAAGUUCAAAACCUACUGAGAGAGUCUAUGGAGUGAAGAAGACAGAUAUUUAAGGAAAUUAUGAGUCGAGGAUCUCAAGUUCACAUUUUUUGGGGUGCUCCAGUUGCUCCACUGAAAAUGACGAUAUCACAGGGAACAGCUUCCUUAAUGUCCACUGCCAACACCUGGGAACAAAUCCAACUUUUAUACAAACAGCAUUCUUUAUAUCUGAAGGCUGAAAACCAGGAGCUUAAAAAUCUGAAAGACUACCAAAUCCCAGAAACUGCUGGCCCUCCAGAUGUUCUUAGUGGUCACCUUUCGACAACUUAUGUGACUAGGUCUGCGCAGGUGGAAGAUGGUUUCAUGUGUUCUUCUUCUGAAACACAGAGUAUAAAGUCCCAGAAGAUUAAUCCCUCAGGCCAGAGUGAUAUGACUAAUGUGCAGAUAUGUGAAUUUAAGGACAGAGUUCAGUAUUUACCUGAAGAAGAAAAAUAUCAGAAGUUUCAGUGUGAAAAUAUGAAACUUAGAGAUGAGCAGUCUAAAAACCAGUCAAAUCCCUGUGUUCAGAACUUUCAAGCAGAUUUGCUUCCGUUAGAUCAUAAAUGUACAGCUGAAUUGGAUUUGGACUGUUGUACUGAACAGAUUACUAUAGGGCCAGAGGCUGUGAGAACAAAGCCUGUGCCAACUGUACAUGAAAGACAGAGUCAGGAGACCGUUUUCUCUGACACAAAGCCUGAGCCAGGGUCUGAGGGAGCAGUCGGGAAGGCCUCAGACCACAAAGUGUCUACUGACACUGAGUUUCUCAGUAUAAUGACCUCCAGCCAGUGUGCCUUUCUAGCUCAAGGGAACAAUAAAGGGCAAGACUGUCCAAAUAAAGGGACUAUAAACAUGGGGAUGGAACCCACAGGAAGUCCAGAAGGAAGACUAGCUGAAGAUAAUCUUGUUAAGUCCAGGGACAAUUCUGAAUCUGAGAGUGAGCAGAGCCAGGCAUAUUCCCUGGAACUUUUUAGUCCUGAAUCAGAAAGCAGUCACGUUAACAGAAACUCUGGAAAAAGUCUUGAAAAUAAUAUAAGUUCACAAGAUCUUUUCAGUAAUGAAGAAAACCCGCCACCAAAUGAGGUAUGCAUUGAGUUGUGUGGCUCAGGAAUACUGUGUUCCCAACUGAGUACCUUCCACCAAAGUGCUGCUAAAAGAAACCGGUCCUCUAAAGAUAAUUUCCAUCAUUCUAAAGCUCGUUCGGAAGUCCGUCAAGUAUCCAAGAAGCCAAAGAUGGACUCUACUACAAGAGAGUCGGCCAAAACGGCGCCCCAGAGGAUCACGUCUGAAUUUAAGGCCAUUAAAAAAAUAUCACUAAUAAAAGACUGUGGCUCUAAAAGUCAGAAGUAUAACUGCUUAGUCAUGGUGCUAACUCCAUGCCAUGUGAAGGAGAUAAACGUAAAAUCUGGACCAAAUUCUGGUUCUAAAGUGCCCUUAGCAACAGUUGUAGUAAUUGAUCAAUCAGAAGUGAGGAAGAGAGUUGUUCUGUGGAGGACUGCAGCAUUUUGGGCACUUACAGUGUUUCUUGGGGAUAUAAUUUUAAUUACAGAUGUUACUGUUUAUGAGGACCAAUGGGUUGGUGAGACAGUACUCCAAUCAACAUUUACCAGUCAGUUAUUAAAUCUUGGAAGUUAUUCACAUGUCCAGCCUGAAAAAUAUUCCAAUGUAGUUGCCAGUGUUGUACUUGAGGACUUACUGGGAUAUGUGUCUUCAAAACAUUCCUAUCUCAAAGAUCUGCCUCAGAGGCAGCAUCAGAAAAUGAACACUGUAGAGUUUGUGGAAUUAGAGCAGCUGCAGCCUGAUACAUUAGUCCAUGCCGUACUCAGAGUACUGGAUGUCACUGUAUUGACAGAGGCAGUGUAUAGUUAUAGAGGACAGAAGCAAAGGAAAAUUCUGUUAACUGUGGAACAGGCUCAAGGUCAACAUUAUGUGCUUGUAUUGUGGGGUCCGGGAGCAGCCUGGUAUACUCAGCUUCAAAGGAAUAAAGAUCGUAUUUGGGAAUUUAAGUACCUUUUUGUUCAACGCAAUUGCAUACUAGAAAACUUAGAGUUGCAUACAACGCUGUGGUCAUCCUGUGAGUGUCUGUUUGAGGACGACACAAGAGCAAUUUCAUUUAGAGCAAAAUUUCAAAAAAAUAUACCCUCCUUUGUCAAGACAUCAGACUUAGCAACUCACCUAAAGGAUAAGUAUUCAGGAGUGGUUCUGAUUAAAGCCAAGGUUUCAGAGCUGGUGUUUACUGUCCCAGCAGCUCAGAAGAUAGCUCUAAAUGCUCACAGUUCUCUGAAGGGUAUCUUCUCUUCUCUUCCCAACAUAACAUAUGCUGGCUGUGCGCAUUGUGGCUCAGAACUGGAAACAGAUGAGAACAGGGUCUACAGACAAUGUCUGAGCUGCUUGCCAUUUGCUGGGAAGAAAACAUUGUAUAGGCCAGCUUUAAUGACCAUAGUUGAUGGAAGACAUAGUACUUGUGUCCAUGUAGGGUCAAAGAUGAUGGAACGCAUUCUUCUCAACAUCUCUCCAGAUUGCCUCAACAGAGCGAUAGUACCUUCCUCCGAAGUCACCUACAGCAUGGUCGCAGCAGACUUGCUCCACUCCUUAUUGGCCAUCAGUGCAGAACCUUGUGUGUUGAAGAUUCAGAGCUUUUUCGAGUUGGAUGAAAAUAGCUACCCACUGCAACAGGAAUUCUCCUUACUAGAUUUCUGUCCUGAUUCAUGGACAAUGUGGAGCCCGGGACUUUCUCUGAGUUCGGAGGAGGACACAGGCAGCAUUCCAAGGAAGGAGUAAUGAAAUAAUCUGUCUUUUGAAGAUUUAUUUAUUUUUUAUGUUUGUGAGUUUUGCCUGUGUAUAUCUGUGUACCAUGUCUGGUGCCCACAGAGGCCAGGAGAGGGGACUAAAUCCCCUGGGACUAGAGUAAUAUAUGGGUGUGAGCUGCCAAAUGGAUUCUGAGAAAGUGCUCUUAACUGCUGAGCCACCCAACCCUAUGAUCUGUGCUUUGAAAUAAAUGAAAUGACAGAG